AAAUUUUGGUAAUCGGAAAGGCGAAGAAUCCACGCUGCUUUAAAAACUUUCAGUGUCCCACCGACUACCAAAGCUCAAAAUCAGCCUGGAUGACGUCGACUAUUUUCAAAGAACGGUUUCAUGAAUCUUUCGUUCCACAGGUGGAAUUGUUUUUAAAAGAGAAAAACUUGCCAAUUAAAGCUCUUCUCCUAAUCGACAACGCUCCCUCC
Messenger RNA from Rhagoletis pomonella (apple maggot), 209 nucleotides. RefSeq names its product jerky protein homolog-like. The record is from RefSeq and is a predicted model, not a curated record. Gene Ontology annotation, molecular function: nucleic acid binding. Lineage: Eukaryota; Metazoa; Arthropoda; Insecta; Diptera; Tephritidae.